Blepharisma stoltei is the source of this 581-nucleotide messenger RNA. The record is from the annotation of a GenBank genome assembly. Lineage: Eukaryota; Ciliophora; Heterotrichea; Heterotrichida; Blepharismidae.
AUGAAUAUAAGCUUUAUUGAUCAUAGCUCCCUGCUGCUUAAGAAGGCUAGACACUUUGCUACUUUUAACUCUUGGCUUGUGUUUAUUCCAUUUUAUUAAAAUUUAUGCAAGCUAAACAUUUUGAAUUCCAGUUUAAAACUAAAAUAUGAAAACUGGCAAUAGAAAUCUAAACAUCAAGUCUAUUAAAAUCGAAAUGUUACGAUAACUUCAAUUUAAAGAAAAUUUGAGCUUUAAUUGAAUUUUCUGCUAAAUAGGGAUUUGGUAGCUAUUAGUCUUUAUUAAUCCAUUCGAAAUUCUAUGCUAUUUUCAGAAAGAAUUUUUACUUUUUAGUCUGGAGUAAGAUGAAGUCCAUUGCCAUCUUGAUCUUUAUGUUAGAAAAAUCUUGCAAAAAUAAAUUUCGACCUGAGAUUUUAUUCAAAACUUUAGUAAGAGGCAUUAUUAAUCCAAUAGAAGCUCUAUGCAAAAUAUCAGGUAGAGAAUUAACUUAUAGUUUUAAUAAGUCUGAGAUAAUUAAUAGUCUUAUCAUUUUCAUUUUAGUUUUAAACUGGAAUUUUAACAUAUUUAGGUUGCCUAAAUGUUAA